Hyphopichia burtonii NRRL Y-1933 is the source of this 1962-nucleotide messenger RNA. RefSeq names its product mitogen-activated protein kinase kinase (gene PBS2). Lineage: Eukaryota; Fungi; Ascomycota; Pichiomycetes; Serinales; Debaryomycetaceae. Gene Ontology annotation, biological process: protein phosphorylation; MAPK cascade; cellular hyperosmotic response. The record is from RefSeq and is a predicted model, not a curated record. The transcript is spliced from 2 exons. Gene Ontology annotation, molecular function: ATP binding; MAP kinase kinase activity. The coding region runs from base 1 to 1962 and encodes 653 amino acids.
AUGAGUUCAUCUAAUUCCAAUAACCGGGAUGCGGUUACUUCAGCCAUUGACCAGCUUUCGAUCAAUUCUCCUAAGGAGUCGAAUUCCCCACCAAUUUCAUCUAGUCAUGGGCAAUUAUCUAGUGAUAUUCAGGCUAGAAUAAAAGCAUUUCAACAGAAUCGUAUCAAUAAACCACCGCCAUCGAAUGCCAACUCUCCCCCCAUUAAUAACUUUAGUUCUAUGAGUGCCCCCAACUUGGACCAAACCGUGGGCCAAUCGUUACAAUCUCCUCAACACUCGGCCCACACGUCACCUUCUGCUCAACAUCCAGAUUAUUCUCAAAGAUCACUUUCUCAGAGUGACGCUGCCGCUAAGGAUUUGAUUCCUUCUCCCUUACCUAAUUCUCCUCGUCAACAAAGCUACCAAUUUCCUUCGGGCGCAACAACCCCAACCAAUCCAACCAACCCAAUCAAUCGAUUACCUUUUAGUCCGGAUAAAGCACAAGCGUUUGACUUGAGCAAAAAACCUUCUUUGAGUCAAAGAAGAGGAAUGAAGAUAUCAAUGCCAGAUUUAAACUUAAACCAAUCCCCUCAACAAGACUCAAAUUCCGGUAAUGACGAUGUCGCAACUUCUGGGUUAAACCGAAAAUUAUCUGAACGUAGAAAACCAAAAAAUUUGUCGUUGAAUUUAUCUGAUUUAACCGGGAACAACUCUGGGAAUACGUCGGAUAUUUCUUCUGUUUCUUCAUCUUCAAAUUCUUCUCAAACAAAUCUUGAUUCGAAACCAUUACCCAAUUCAAACCAAUCGAAUAGUGCCGAUUCGAAAAAACAGCAACUUCACGGAUUAUUUGCAAAUUAUUCAAAAUACGUUGAUAUCAAAUCAGGAUCGCUUAAUUUUGCCGGUAAAGCUUCUUUGCAUUCAAAAGGGGUUGAUUUUUCGUCCGGCUCGUCAUUUAGAAUUUCUUUGGAUGAAUUGGAAUUUUUGGACGAAAUAGGCCACGGUAAUUAUGGUACAGUUUCCAAAGUCUUACAUAAACCAACUGGCGUAACCAUGGCCAUGAAGGAAGUUCGUUUGGAAUUGGAUGAAAACAAAUUCACUCAGAUUUUAAUGGAGUUGGAAAUCUUACAUAAAUGUGAUUCUCCUUACAUUGUUGAUUUUUAUGGGGCAUUUUUCGUUGAAGGUGCAGUUUAUAUGUGUAUGGAACAUAUGGAUGGUGGUUCUUUAGAUAAAAUUUAUACCAAAGACGUUGGUGUUACUAGUGAACCUUGUUUGGCUUAUAUCACCGAAUGUGUCAUUCGAGGUUUAAAAGAAUUAAAGGACACGCAUAAUAUUAUUCAUCGUGAUGUUAAACCAACAAAUAUCUUAAUUAAUACCUUAGGUAAAGUUAAGUUAUGUGACUUUGGGGUAAGUGGUAAUUUAGUUGCUUCUUUAGCUAAAACUAAUAUUGGUUGUCAAAGUUAUAUGGCUCCUGAAAGAAUUAAGUCGGUUAAUCCAGAUGAUUCUACUUAUUCAAUUCAAUCGGAUAUUUGGUCCUUGGGUUUAACCAUUUUAGAAAUUGCUGCUGGUCAUUAUCCUUAUCCUGCAGAAACUUACGAUAAUAUUUUCAGUCAACUAAGUGCCAUUGUUGAUGGUGAUCCUCCAAAAUUAGAUUCGAAACGUUUUUCAAAAGAAGCUCAAUUAUUUGUCAAAUCUUGUUUGAAUAAAAAUCCCGAUUUAAGACCUUCUUAUGAUACUUUAUUAAACCACCCUUGGUUAAUUAAAUAUCGUAAUGUUGAUCCUAAAAUGAGUGAAAUUGUCACCGAAAAAGUUAAAGAAUUACAAGAAGAAAAAGAAAAGAAAUUAUCCAGAUCUAAUAGUCAUAAAAAACAACCAAACUUAUCGAAUGUUAAAAAAGAAAAUGUUCAUACCUUAUUGAAAAAUAAAGUUAAUGCUCCUGCCUUACAUAGAGGUGGAUUGCCUCAACAAAAUAGAAGAUUUAGAUGA